AUGUAAGCAGACAACCGUGUAAAACGAACGACACAACCACUGAUAUUUUUAUUGUAUCAUUAUCUAAGGAUCAACUCUCUUUUCUCUCUUUGUUGGCUCAACUAAGCUCACACAUCCAACAAUGGCAACGUUUCUUCAUCUCCCAUCACCUUCUUGUUCUUCUUUACUCACCAACAAGGAGAGAUAUAGAUUUUGCAGUCUUGCUUCAAUUCAGUCACGUAAAUCCAAAGAGUUCAGAGUUAGAGCUGUUAGAGAGAAAACUGAGGAAAUCAAAAGCCCCUCCAAGACAUCUUCCCCUGAGGAUGUCACUAAGAAGUAUGGUCUUGAAGCUGGUCUUUGGAAGAUUUUUAGCUCAAAGGAAGAAGGGGAGGAACAACAGAAAUCUAAAGGGGAUCAAGCCAAGGAGUUGCUGGCAAAAUAUGGAGGGGCAUACCUUGCCACCUCCAUUACUCUGUCAUUGAUUUCUUUCGCACUUUGUUAUGCACUAGUCAAUGCUGGAGUAGAUGUUCAAACUUUGCUUCAGAAGGUAGGAAUCAAUACUGAUGCGACCGGGGAAAAAGUUGGUACCUUUGCUUUGGCUUAUGCUGCACAUAAAGCUGCAUCACCAAUUAGGUUUCCACCCACAGUAGCACUUACCACAAUUGUAGCUGGUUGGAUUGGAAAGAAAGCUGAGAAAGAUAAGUAGAUAAUAGUGGUACCAUCAAAUACCAGUGUUUUUAUUGUAGUAUACUACUUGUAAUAUAUUUUAAUUUCCAUUGCCAGAGGAACAUUAUUUCCACACUCGUGGACAUGUAAAUCCAUUUUGUUGUCAACAAUAGCUAAAGUGAUGUUAAAUAAUAAACAAUCUUUAUCUACCAA
Messenger RNA from Lathyrus oleraceus (garden pea), 858 nucleotides. RefSeq lists its product as uncharacterized. Lineage: Eukaryota; Viridiplantae; Streptophyta; Magnoliopsida; Fabales; Fabaceae. The transcript has 3 exons. Gene Ontology annotation, cellular component: chloroplast. Bases 122 to 685 code for a protein of 187 amino acids. The record is from RefSeq and is a predicted model, not a curated record.